AUGUUUAAACCUAAUUUCUCAGGGUAAUCAAAAUCCCUCCCCUAAGAUGACUUUGAAAAGUAUAUCAAGACAACCUUAUAAGAAAAUUAUUACAUGUCUUGUUUAGAUACAUGUUUUACUGAUUACUCGACUCCCAUUUGUAUGAAAUUUCAUCUAUUUUUCAAUUAGCUGGACAAGAGAAAGUUUGUUUGGCCAAAUGUUUAGAUAGAGCUUACGACUCCUUGAGACUUGUCCAAAAGAUCAUUGAUCCCUUUGACAGUCUGAAACAAAAGAAGUUUUACUACAAAUUAGAUGGACAGAAUGUGUUAGGCUUGAAGAAGGAUUAAAUGUUAUGAUUAUUAAUUUAUUAUGAAAAUGUAGUUGUGCUUUGCAAUUUAUAUAUAUGCUCAACUGAGUGUGUAAGUACACUCAUAUCACAAUGUAUGCAAUAAAAAUAUAGGAAUAUAACAUGAGAAAUGCUCUAUUAUGAUGGAGAUUUGAUACUGUGGAACAUAUCAAUACUGCUACACUUUUU
This is a messenger RNA of Paramecium octaurelia, 514 nucleotides long. NCBI's taxonomy places the organism in Eukaryota, Ciliophora, Oligohymenophorea, Peniculida, Parameciidae. The record is from the annotation of a GenBank genome assembly.